CCUACAAAAAACGACCAAAUAGGUCGAUUGUUUUCCGACCCAAAUACGACCCAUAGCCACGUUUUAAAGUGUAGCACCUCUAGUGGUCGUGUAAGAAACAACAUGCUCCCGUCUAUUCAUUUCUUGCAGCAGUUUAUUACGACCUAUUGUCAUGUUUUAAAUUUAGCAACUCCUGGCGGAUCGUAAUCCCGUGAACUUUAACCUUGGGCAUCAAUAAAAGUGCGACGAGUGGAAGAAGAAGAAGAAGAAGAAGAAGAAGAAGAAGAAGAAGAAGAAGAAGAAGAAGAAGAAGAAGAAGAAGAAGAAGAAGAAGAAGAAGAAGAAGAAGAAGAAGAAGAAGAAGAAGAAGAAGAAGAAGAAGAAUUGUUAAAGAGCGUCACAGCUGUACAAGUGGUCAUCCAUCAAUUCAAUUAUUUGAAAUAGCCUAUUAUCAUAAAAAAAUCAACGGUUCUUUUCAGAGCCAUAUUCUUCUUCCUACUCUCUUUCACCCCUCUCAUUUUCUUGUCUUUUGUUUUGUUUUUCUCCCUCGCUGUAUGUCAGUUCAUCCUUUGUUUGUUGUUGCCCUUUUUACCCUCACUUAAAAAUGGCAUCCAAGCAACUGAAUGAAUGGCUAGAGGCGGGGAAAGCCCUCGCAGAUGAGUUGGCAAAUAAGAAACCGAAGAAACCGAAGAAACCAAAGAAAAUAACGCAAGGAUCAAAUAUGUCCUGGAGGAAGAGGGACCUGGAUGGGAACAUUCUACCCCAACAUUGGAAUAAGAAUCGAUCUGUUAAACCUUCCAGCUCUCUGGAGUCCCCAGAGGUCGAGGAGACACAUGAGAUUCCUCUACAGGUCCCAAGUCUUGAUUUUGUUAUUUUAGAUCAACAUCUUCUCACACUGAGAAACCUGUUGGGUUCUCUCACUGUCCCUGCAUCAUCAGAAGAAACACCCACUGUAACAACAUGGACCCAAAGACAGUUGAAACGUGAACAAAAAUUCAGAGCUGCAAUGCCAGAGCUCCUUAAUUUGAAAUUGGCUGCAGAGAUUGUCACUAAACGUCCCUGUCUCCAAUGCAAAACUGCUGAUGCUGUGGUCCGGUGCUUGGACUGUGUUCCACCAGGAACUCCCUUUCUUUGUCCGGCAUGUGACCCAAUUAUCCAUGGCAAAAAUGUCUUCCAUGACAGGGAAGCCAUGAUUGAUGGGUUUUACAGACCUAUUCCUCCCACAUCCUUAGUGGUUGUGGAUGAAAGUGGCCAAUAUGGACUCUGUGAACAAGUGUGUCUGCUUCCAAUUCCUCCACCAUCCCAAAUCUGCUUCUGUGGUCCAAGCCAAGAUUUCACCAUCAUCCCAGGAAAGCAGACCGUGUUGGUGACUAUCAAUGGUCCAUACAACGUUUGCCUGCCUUCUGUGUGCUGUCCAACUUGUUCCACCAAAUGGUCCCCGAGCAUAGGUGACUUGCUUGGAUACAAAUACUGGCCAGCAACCGACAGCUGCAAAAUUAUUUUUAAGUUUGAUGUGUUCACAUCAUUCGAGCAAAUGAAAUUGGCCAGCCCAGCAUUAUCCCAGCAAGUAUUUAUAAAAAUGCUUGAACAUCGAUCGUUCUCCACAGGAAGGACAGGCAGAAUCUGUAGCGAUACCUUCCACAGAGUCUUUCGGGAGUUUGCCUUCUGUAAUUACAGACAAGAAGAUCUGUGCCUGGUGGAGCCCUUUAAAUGCCCAGCAUGCACACCUGACAUGCUGGCUAUUGCUGUAGAUGGCAAUAGAAAGCAUUAUCGCUUCAAGAAGUCCAGAGGGUACUGGCCUUAUUUGGAGAAGAUGGCAGCAAAGUUGCCAGAGCUCCAACCACUUACAGAGAUGAAACCUUUUCUCUCUGUAAUGCACGCCAAGGCCCACACAGGCAAAUGCGAGGUGAAGUGGGGUGGCAGAAGCCAGGAAGGUGCUGGAAAUACUGUUGGCGAGGAAGUGGAACAGGUUAACAGCUUCCUCUCAAGGGCAGCUCUGACAACAAAAUACAUGACCAAAUCAGCUAGAGCAGAUAUGAUAACCGUGCUGGCUAUGCUAUGGAACCACAGGAAGGUGGAGAAUCUCCACAAGACACUCUCAAAGAGAUUUGUCAAAACUACACAGAGAGCACAAACUGAAGUGGACAAUCUUGAGAGUCUCAAGCAAGAGCUGAACAUCUCCCUGGAGGACACGGAGCAGUGGGUGUUGGAGGUCAAGCAAUGGGCAGCCACUGAGAAACAUGGAGGCCAGAGCAGCCAGGAGGAGCUCCAGAGAGAAAUAGAUGACAUUAUUUAUUCCCUCCGAAGAAAGAAACACGACCUCUAUCGACAAAAUGACAGCAACCAAACAAGGCAACGCAAACGGAGAAGACUGACAGAGCUCAAGAAUAAACUCAGAGAGAGGUUACUGCAGUACAACACCAUUGAUACCUGUACAGAGACAAUUGACACAGAAGCAGCAUGCAGUCUGUCUGAGGAUGUCAUUCUGCCCUGGGAGAUGUGGUGAACCUGCGCACAAAGAGGCGACUUUUUGACCAGGUUAUGCUGGUCAGGCGUAUGGAAGAGGAGAAAGUCAUCAUUGUGAAGGAGAUGACCCAGCAUUGUCAAAAUCUGAGGCAGGCACUGGACAAACUGGACCACCUCCUUCAUCAGACAAAAGACGACAUCAGGAACCAAAACUGUCAUUUUGUCUUUUUAUUUUAGUUUCUCCAAGCGAUAUAACAGAAGAGGGAUACAGGGGACUGCACUGCUGUCUUUUAUACCAUCAAUAUCUUCUGGAGCAGAAACUGAGCAGAGUCACCAGCACCUACAGCUGUAUUGGCACGGACUCGUCUUUUCUCAUGAUGGAGGAAGACAUUGAAGACGUUGAUGAAGACAACGAACAGGACGGUGAUGAGGACAACGAACACGACGGUGAUGAGGACAACAAACAGGAAGGUGAUGAGGACAACGAACAGGACGGUGAUGAGGAUAACAAACAGGAAGGUGAUGAGGACAACAAACAGGACAACGAACAGGACUUAACAAGUCUAUUGUAUUGUGUUGUAUGCAUGUGAACGUAUUAAAACGAGUAUUACGAUUUAA
Molecule: messenger RNA, 3063 nt
Organism: Gymnodraco acuticeps
Lineage: Eukaryota; Metazoa; Chordata; Actinopteri; Perciformes; Bathydraconidae
Exons: 16
Coding region: 584-2485 (633 amino acids)
Source: RefSeq, a predicted model, not a curated record